This is a messenger RNA of Orcinus orca (killer whale), 7158 nucleotides long. It is a transcript of the gene ANKRD34B, whose product is annotated as ankyrin repeat domain 34B. Lineage: Eukaryota; Metazoa; Chordata; Mammalia; Artiodactyla; Delphinidae. The record is from RefSeq and is a predicted model, not a curated record. Gene Ontology annotation, molecular function: protein binding. The transcript is spliced from 3 exons. Bases 5075 to 6616 code for a protein of 513 amino acids.
UUCAGAGGCCACACUUUGGCCCCCGGGGCCGCCGCCCACACCUGCAGCACAGCCGCGAACCGGCGCGUCACUCCCAACGGAAACGCCGUGCAGCCCGGGCGUCUGGCGAGGUGCGCGCCUCCUGGCCCCCGCUAGGACGCUUCGCCGCUCGGGCUCAGACGCCCGCAUCUCUCCGCCGAGUGGGGGGUGGGGAUACGGCGGCACCUACCGGGAUCUGCGACUCGAGCCGCCGAAGACCACAUCCCCGCCCGGACGGCGCCCCGGGGCCACAGGCACGGAGGGUCCAAGCGAAACCGGGGAGGCGGGAGGCGCUCCGCCGACUCGACAGCGCGUCCCAGCGCCUCGGGCUCGCUACCUCCCCGCUCUCAGGAAAAGCUGAGCCAGCGAGGACUGUGAAGACGCUGCCAGAAUCCUCAGCAGGUUAGAAAUCCCAUCACCUUGGUUCCCUGAGACUUCGAGGUAUAGGUUGGCGUGUCUUUAUGUGUGUGCGCUGGGAAGGGGGUGUGUGUCUCAGAGACAUGUGGGAGUGCAGCUCCCCCCCAGGGCCCAGCCCCAGGGCCCUGGGGGACAGCUGAAGUAACUAGAAGUAACCAGCCCUUUUGGGUACUUGUAGGAAAGACAGCAAACCUCACUAGCUACUCCUCCCUCUUGGGCAGUUUCUAAAUAUUUCUUUCAAGCUGGUGCCAAGAACACUUUUCCUGGCAAGUCACUAUGUUUCCUGGGACAGUCUCAGCUGCAUCUUUUGUUCUGGCUCUGACCCUUUCCUUGCAUGGGGAGAAGACAUCUAUUUUGCUUGUGGCGGGCAGGCUUGCCUCGUUCCAGGUGCAGCUGGCCUCCGCAUCCUGGCCUGGGCUGCCCACUACAACUCUGGACUUUUCUCAGACCUGUCUGGGAAGGGUAGGACAGCACACCUCCAGUACCUGACCUGUUCUAACUCAAGGCUGUACUCUUCUCUGAGCCUGUGGGCUCCCUUUGCCCCUCUCUAGGCGUGGCAGGCCCUUCACUCGCGUGCGGGAGAGUUGAGCAUCAGGUGGCCUGGAGGUGAUGACGGAGACAGCUUGGUGGGAGCCUGAGGCAGGGAUUGAUAGCUAAUAGGUGGUGGGACUGGGAUGAAGAAUGAAGAGUUUGUCACAGAUUCUUUCCGAGCGUGCACGGGAAGUACCCCCUAUUGGGAGUGGAGCCUGGAAUCUUAUUAACAAACUCACCAUGUGAUCUUAUGCCCACAGAAGGUGGAGAACCUGUUGGUAUAGACACAUUAGCCCCCAUUCUCAGACCCCAUUAGCCCAGAGCAUUCACGUUUAGUGAUAAUAUGUUUAGAACCUGACAUUGUUGAAUUCCUAGCUGGCAAAUAUAUUAGGAUCUUCUAAAAUCCUCACAGUCAUCUUCAGUAAAGUAGGUAUUAUCCCCACUUUAAGAAUGAGGAAACAGAAGCUCAAAGGAACAGCUUCUCAAGAGCUGGUAACUUGGGAGGAGACAGAGCCCCAGGCUUUGAUACACAGUCUGCUGCCUCUUCUGGUCCCCUUGUGGGCAGUACAAAGACAGGGCAUCCUGGGGCAAAGGUGAGGGGCUGAACUUUGAACUUGAAACCCAUUUGUUGAUUUCCACCCCCUUGCUGCCCUGCCCCACCAUGGCCAGAUAAGUAACUUUUUGGGAGGGAGCAUACAUCCUAUCUGGAGGUGGAGUAAGAGGCUCAGAGGAAAAUAAAAUUUCUUUCUGAAUGACAGGAAAACUGGGGGUGGCUUGGGGAGAAAAAGUCACGGGAAACACCAAGCCUAUCAUCUCCAAGAUAGCUUUGAAAGCACCUCGGCCCACGUGGCACUGCCAUGUUAGAGACCACACAAAUUAGGUACUCAAAACAGAACCCUACUUUGUAAGAAGCAAGGAGACAUAAGAGAAGGGACACAGGAACAUCUAGUUAAGUCCUGGCAAGCAGGUGAGUAAGAGAAAGGGUACCUUUCCCUCCUCAGCCACCUCAUCUGCACAGAAUGGGGCAGACCAGGUGAGUGCUGCAGCCUUUCCAGCCGCAGCAGUCCUUGCAGGGUAGACUGCUUCCUGCACACACACACACACACACACACACACACACACACACACACACACACACACACACACACACACACACACCCCACACUGGAUUGCCGUGCACAGAAUCCACUCCAGACACUUUGCAGAGUCAUAAUCAGUGAAAUAUGAUUAACUGCACAAACACUGUGGGGAUGUCUUUCUUAACAAGGAAUUAAAAAACUAGACUCCAAAUGGGAGAGAUGUGUGGAACAAAUUAUAGGUAUUUAUGUAGCUCUGAAUAGCUUUGAUUUCCUUUAGUAGGAACUGACAGCUGGCUGACAGAAAACUCAUCCAGGGAGAGAAAAGACAUGUGAAGUAUGAAAUUUUGAAUAAUGUUUUCAGGUAACUUUCUAUUUCCAUGUGGAGUGGGUGUCUGGAGGGGUGAAUGUAGUUAUGGCUUGAAUUGCUUCAUUUAUCGACAGAUAUUUUUAAUAGGGCUCAUAAUUCUAAGAUCCAGUGCUUUUUACUUCUUUUUCCUGCCUUCCAGUCCCGUGGUAGCUGGGAAUUUCACCAGUCUUCUCUUGUUUUCAGCACACGGCUUCCAAGGUUGGAGCCUACCUGAUCAAUCUGUUCAGAGAAUGAAUCUUUGUUUUCUUGCCUAAGAGAGUGGUUGUCUACUUGGGGUGGGGUAAAGUUCUGGGGGUCCGGUUGUUCUAUCCAACCAUCCUGUCAUGUUCAGCCCCGUGCCUCAUUGCCACUUUCGGUGUCGUUUGGAACCUCCAUGUCCUAAGCUUCCAGAGUUCUGUGGGUAAGCUGGCUUCCUUCUCGUGGGGGCCACCUCCCGGGGGCUUUAUGUUGUAGCCUCUGCUAUGCUAAGGCAGUUUACCACGCCACCACCCGCCUCUGUCUCCACAGCUUGUUUGAAAUUGAUCAUCUGAUAUCUCUCUUCCAGUUUUCUGUGUUCUUCAGAAUAGAUAUCUUUUAAAAAAAAAAACUAAACUGUAAUUUUAGUGGGGCCUUGGGAGAUGGAGAGAGGCACUAAAAGAGUAGAGCAAUAUGCCAUGAUGAAUUACAAGCAAAGUUAAAGACAUUCUAAUUUUAAAAUCAAAAGCAAUUUAUCCAGCUGUUUAAUAAUUAACAUCUUAUAAUAAUGAAGAAAUUAUUGUAUUUGGAAAUUAUAAGGAAAAUGCACUUAAAGGAUAUCUUUUUCCAUAGUUCACUUAUUAGGUUCCAUUUAUAUUUACAAACCAUUAUUUACAGAUUCUAAAAAAACAUUUUAAAUAUUUUAUGUUAUUUAAAUAGUCUGUGGAUUAGAGACAUGAUAAAAAUAAAAGAUGGCUAAAUUCUGAGAUAAAAAUUUUAAAAAGAAGGGCUUCCCUGGUGGCGCAGUGGCUGAGAGUCCGCCUGCCGAUGCAGGGGACACGGGUUCGUGCCCCGGUUCGGGAAGAUCCCACAUGCCGCGGAGUGGCUGGGCCUGUGAGCCAUGGCCGCUGAGCCUGCGCGUCCGGAGCCUGUGCUCCGCAGUGGGAGAGGCCACAACAGUGAGAGGCCCGCGUACCGCAAAAAAAAAAAAAAAAAAAAAUUUAAAAAGAAGAACACCGUGAGUAUGAAGGCACAACAGGAAAGUCUUUUUCUAGAUGUUGUCUGAUUUCAUUACCAGCCCCCAGGGGACGAACGUUUCAUGAUUGUCUUCCACAGAUGGGGAACUCAAGACUCGGAGUGGCUGAGAGAUUUGACCAGGCAUACAGCUAGUAAUUAGGAGAGUCAGGAUGGAAAUCUGGGUCUACCUGACUUUCAAACUUUCUCCAGUUGAACUGCUCUCUGUUUGGAAGGUAUAACUGAACUGGGGAAUCAUUUAUAAGCUAGAUUAUGAGUCUGACUGAAUGUUAAUACAGUAUUAGCACUAGGUGCCCAGUAAGGAUGUUUCACAGGAGGACACAGAAGGCGGGCACAUUUCUGAACUAGGAUCAUUGUAGGCUAGAGAGGUGGUUUUCAUCCCAGGUGGGGCUUACCUCUAUGAAGAGUAAAUAAAUCAACUCAAUAUCGGCAUUUUUGAUGUGCGAAUGGAUGAGGUGAGAUAAGAGAAUGGACUGAAAGAGGGUGAAGGCAUGAAGACAAGGGGAUUAUUCCAAUAAAGUACCGAUUACAAAAUGAGACACCAGGAAACCUAACAUGUAUACACAUGGAAGAUAAAGUACCUGAUAACGUUUUUUUCUGAAAAAUUUAAUGCUUAAACAAUUCAAAAUUGCUCUAUUAAAUGUUAACAAUUUAAAAAGUGAGCCAUCCAGUGGGCCUUAGAAGUCUUUAUAAUGAGCAAAGCGUAAGCCUGUGUUGUUUGUGCUUGACAGCCCUGCAGUACUAAGGGGCGAGGUCUGCCUACGGCCUCACGGUAGAUAUAUUCGCUAGUUGCCACUGGCUAGUGGUGUCACUGCCCAGCUUCCCUGAGGCCCUGGAGCCCAUAGCACCCUCCCUUUCCACAGGACCAGGGCGGGGCCACUGCCCCCCUCAGGCAUCGCAGCCAGCCCCCCUUUUUCUCCCAGAACCUCCUGAUGCCAAGUGUGGGAGGGAAAGUUAUGGCAGGAAGUGGCCAGGUUUAGCACUGUGGAGAAAGAUCUUUACGUGAGGAUAAGUGAAAAGGUUUGAAUGUCUUUCCAAAAGAUUCUUUUAAGACUUUUUUUUAAAAGAACAUUGGCCCGCAUACUAGAAGCUAUAUGAAAGUUUAAUAUUGAAAUCUGGUAUCUGGCAACUGGUUCUCAUUUGAAUAUCUGUUUAUCAAAUGCUACUUUUGGUCAAAGGUGCGUUUACAUGAUUGAUACUGUUAUCUCUUCUUGAAUGGCAGUUCUAUAUUUUAUAUUAUGUUCCAGUUCAUUUCUAUAAGUCUCUUUGCUUUAUUAAACCUAUUUGUAUAUGAAAAAUGCUAAAAGAAAGUUUCUUUUGUGAUCACUGUCUCAUGUGAGCUCUUUGCAGAUGUUUCGCAUUCAGAAUAAACCUCUGAGUUGGGACCAAAUCUGUCAACCAACCCUAAAUUCCUAGGUUGCUGAGUUGCACGUAUUGAUUCUGACUUUUGAAGAUGGAUGAAGGUAUAGAAAUUUCCAGUGAUGAAAAUUCCCUGAUCAAAGCGGUCCAUCAGAGCCGGCUUCGCCUUACAAGACUCUUGCUGGAAGGCGGCGCCUACAUUAAUGAGAGCAAUGACCGAGGGGAAACACCUUUAAUGAUUGCUUGUAAGACCAGACAUGUUGAUCACCAGAGCGUCAGUAAAGCCAAAAUGGUUAAAUACCUAUUAGAAAACAAUGCUGAUCCCAACAUACAGGACAAAGCUGGGAAAACUGCUUUGAUGCAUGCUUGCUUAGAAAAAGCUGGUCCUGAAGUUGUUUCUUUGCUCCUAGAGAGUGGGGCUGACCUCAGCUUGCAAGACCACUCUAGUUACUCAGCCCUCGUUUAUGCUGUAAAUUCAGAAGACAGAGAGACCCUGAAAGUCCUACUUAGUGCUUGCAAGGCAAAAGGGAAAGAGGUCAUUAUCAUAAUGACAGCAAAAUCGCCCUGUGGCAGGCACACGACCAAACAGUACUUAAAUAUGCCUCCUGUGGAUAUGGAUGGGUGUUAUUCCCCAGCCACCUGUGCCACACCUUCAGCAAUAGACCUAAAAACAGCCUCAUUGCCACUAUCACAUUCUUCUGAAACUGAAAUGACACUUUUUGCCUGUAAAGAUCUGGAACCCACAGGAAGCAGUGAUGAUAUGGGGGACCCAAGCUCCCCCUUGAGGAAGCCUUGCGUGGCCCCUAACGGGCCGAAGCUACCUCAGGCUCCACACUGGAUCAAGAGUGCCCCCUCAUUAAAGCACCAGAACAGAGUGGCCUCCUUACAAGAGGAGCUCCAGGAUAUUACUCCAGAGGAAGAAUUAUCCUACAAAACCAAUGGGCUGGCACUUUCCAAGCGAUUCGUCACUAGGCACCAAAGUAUUGAUAUAAAAGACACUGCACAUUUGUUAAGAGCCUUUGAUCAGGCCAGCUCAAGAAAGAUGUCAUCUGAGGAAAUAAAUUAUCAAUCAUUGUUUUCAGAAGGAAAUCAGCAAUGCAUUGGCAUCCCAGUUGACCAGGACCCAGACUCUAACCAGACAAUAUUUACUUCCACCUUAAGAAGUAUAGUUCUAAAAAGAAACUCAGGAGCAAAUCACUAUAGCUCUGAUUCCCAGCUCUCAGCUGGUCUCAUCCCUGCAACUUUAGAUGAUGGCAAAACACUUAUAGGAAAGAAAAAGAUCCUCUCACCAUCUUCUUCUUUGUUGUCAGGAUCCAAAGAAUUGUUGGAGAAUAUCCCACCAGGUCCCCUGAGCAGGAGAAAUCAUGCCCUUUUAGAAAGGCGUGGCUCGGGAGCUUUCCCUUUAGAUCACAGCAUUACACAAACCAGACCAGGAUUUCUGCCACCCUUAAAUGUGAAUCCUCACCCUCCCAUCUCAGAUAUCAAUGUCAGCAACAAGAUUUCCAGCCUUCUUUCUUGUGGUCAAAAAAUGCUUACGCCAACAGUUCCUAUUUUCCCCAAAGAAUUCAAAAGUAAAAAAAUGUUAAGGAGACAAUCAUUGCAAACAGAACAAAUUAAGCAAUUAGUAAAUUUUUAAGAGACGGCUAGAAAAUACAUUUUGUUCACAUGUCUAUACCAGAGAAAUAUGGAACUAGAGAAGAAAAUUCAAACGUUCAUCCUUUUAAAUCUUUUAAGUGGUUAGUCCAUAAUAGUUAGGGGUAUCAAAAUGUACUGUGUAUCAUCAUAUUAGGCACUGUGGAUAUACAAAUAAUAGAUAGCUUUUGCUAAGGGAAUUCUCUCAAACAAAAUUAAAACUAUUUUUUUCAAAACCUUCAAUAUUUAACAGCCUUCAUGUGGUCCAAGUUUUUAAUUUAAACAAAAAUAAGCAAAGAAAGAAGGUCACAUAUGUUGGUGAUAACUUAAAAAAUUUCAGAUUUGCCAAAUAUUUUAUUAGGAAACAUUGUGUUCAAAUCAAUUUUUAAAAAGCAUUUCAUGAUUGUAAUUUUCCAUGAUGCCAACAGCAUAAAAGAAAACAUAAACAGCUAUAAAGUGUUCUAUGAUCAAUAAGCCUAAGCUACAAAGAAAGAAUGAACUAAUUCUUGAAAAAUGUUGACUGCAGGUAGGUGACAAUCUAAUUAA